Molecule: messenger RNA, 687 nt
Organism: Dalotia coriaria
Lineage: Eukaryota; Metazoa; Arthropoda; Insecta; Coleoptera; Staphylinidae
Product: flexible cuticle protein 12-like
Exons: 3
Coding region: 97-417 (106 amino acids)
Cellular component (GO): chitin-based extracellular matrix
Molecular function (GO): structural constituent of chitin-based larval cuticle
Source: RefSeq, a predicted model, not a curated record
GUGCAAAAUUUUUGGUAUAUAAGCAGGUAGGACCGAUUAUCUAAAUCAGUUCAGAACAGUCCUCCGAUUGGAAACGACACACGCUUAAUCACAAUCAUGAAAUUCGUUAUUGUCCUCGCUGCCUUCGUGGCUGUUACUUUCGCUGCCCCCCAACAACAAGACAAAGAUGCUGUUAUCCUUAAGAGCGAAAGUGAUAACAUUGGUGUUGAUGGCUACAACUACGCUUAUGAAACCAGCAAUGGAAUUUCUCAAUCCGAACAGGGUCAACUUGUGAAUGCCGGUACUGAAAACGAAGCCAUUGCCGUCCGUGGACAGUUCAGCUACUUGGGCCCAGAUGGCGUCACUUACACUGUAACCUAUAUUGCUGACGAAAAUGGUUUCCAACCUCAGGGAGCUCACAUUCCCCAAGCCAACUAAUUGAUUACGCAAUAGUUUAAAUACGAUUAAGUUCAACCACACUGCCAUUUAGACAAAUCGCUAUGAAACACGGAUUAUGAUUAUGAAUACAAAUUUAAAUCUUGAUUACUAAGUAGAUUAAUCAGUUUAUGGAUUAGUCUGUUGAUAAAUGCAACUUGGCCUGUAUCACAACCAAAAUUAAUUAAGUCACAAUAAAAGAAACAAAUGUUGUACAAAUUUACCACAAAUGUAAAUAUAAAAAAAUAAACAUUAUUGCAAUUUCAAAACAAA